Chlamydomonas reinhardtii is the source of this 2675-nucleotide messenger RNA. RefSeq lists its product as uncharacterized. The record is from RefSeq and is a predicted model, not a curated record. NCBI's taxonomy places the organism in Eukaryota, Viridiplantae, Chlorophyta, Chlorophyceae, Chlamydomonadales, Chlamydomonadaceae. The coding region runs from base 259 to 1440 and encodes 393 amino acids. The transcript is spliced from 6 exons.
AAAUUGCCAGAAGACUCCCUUGGUCCAAUCGUUGGAUUGUUCCACAACAACUUUGCAACCCUUGCAAACCCGACUCCACCCAGUGACACGCUGGGUCUGCAAUUUUCCUACUUUAUUGCAGUGAAGCGCAAGGAAGCGCACAGCAACUCACUGCAGCAGCGACUCGGUGACACGCGGGCAAAUGAUGUAGGACCUCAGUUUCGCCAUAAAUUGUAUUUUCGACGAAGUAGAACCUAGCUUUUAAUGCCACCGGAGAGUAUGACCGUAGCUGGGCCUGCUGCUGACGUUACUGGCGCCAGGGACCAUGGCCUGGAUGGUCCCCAGUGCGCGCCAAGCUCGACGAGCGGCUCAGUGGCACCGGCGCCGUUCGUCUUGACUGUACCCGCGGACUCCUCUUCAUCGUGUGCCUCGGCAGCGGCCUCUGCAAGCUCUGGAAGCGAGCUUUCGGGGUGCUCGCCCACAGCACCAAGGCUCGGCACGGGCGCUGCCUGCGGGGAGGCCGGGCCGCACCAGGCCCUUGUACACCACCACGUCCCACACUGCAAGCAGUUCUUCAGCUGGGACUGUGGUCUAGCGUGCGUUCAGAUGGUCAUACAAGCAGCCGGCUUCUCGCACUGUGACUAUCGAUUACUGCGGCAGCUGUGCACCACCACCAGCAUCUGGACGGUAGAUCUUGCGCACUUGCUACGGCGGUUUGGGUUGCACGUGUCCUUCUACACGGUCACGCUCGGGCCAAACCCCGCGUACGCCAACGAGUCAUUCUACAUGGAGAACAUGGAGGACGACGAGCGGCGCGUGAGCCAGUUGUUCGUGGAGGCGGCGCACGUGGGCAUCGCCGUGGAGCAGCGCUCGGUCAGCAGCGAGGAGCUGCAGUCGUGGAUGCUGUCGGGCGGCUGCCUUAUCAUCGUGCUGGUGGACAAGCGCAAGCUGGACCCGUGGCUGGGGGCAGGCGAGCCAGGGAGCGGCGGCAUGGGCGGCAUGUCCAUGUCCAUGUGCCUGCCGGCGGUGCUGUGCGGCAUGGAGCUGGGCUACGCGGGCCACUACGUGCUGCUUGUGGGCUUCGACGCGGGCACACAGGAGUACACCAUACGCGACCCGGCAGCGCAAGUGCAGACCCUGCGGGUGACUGCGGCGGCGCUGGACGCGGCGCGGCGGUCGUUUGGGACAGACGAGGACAUCCUGGUCGUGAGCACCACACCCAGCGACAGCUGCGGAAGCAGUAGCAAAAGUAGCAGCAGCAGCGCCUACAGCGGCGUGCCUCAAGCCGCUAGCGCCUGCCCGGUCCCCAGUGGGCUGCAGCAGCUGCUGCUGCCGCACACGCACAGCAGCUGCCACCCCCAGCAACAGGAGCUGCUGAUGCCGCUCGGAGUCCACCACUGCAACAGCCGCACCACAGCCACCACCAUCACCACCACACCCACGCGAUGCCGCGACCAGUAGGAACGCAGCAGAGCGCCGCAGGGCUGCACGCAGGGUAGAAAGCUGCGAUAAGGUAUUGGUGUUCGUGCAGAUCGCUAGCAGGUUUCUCGCAGUUUUGAUUGACCACAUGGUCUGGCGUGAUGUUACGUUUGUCGCCUGCUGUCACAGCUAGUGCUGCUCGUGACUGCAUGUAUUGACAUAGCUUGCCUCAGCAGGUGCAGCAAGCAAGGGUGUGGUACCGAUUGCACGAUAAAGGUUGCAGAGUCUUAGGCGCGCCGCGCGGUGAUGAUGCUUCGUUUGCACCAGCGUUUGGGGCAUCUGCGUGCUUCUUAAACGGGUUUAUACGGAAAUGCUACGACGCUACGUAGUGUCCUGAGUGCUUACCGCCCGGACCAUCCGCUGGCGAAUAUUCAAUGAUUGCUGUCUUUCAGCGGCAGGGUGCGUUGUAUGGCGUGUCCGUGGCGUCCUGGUGUGACAGGGCAUUUUUGAGUUUUGAGAGCCUCCAAGGUGACAAGCAGAGAACGCCAAUUGUACUGGUACGAGUGUUGACGUCAAAUGUGGUACUUUUGAUGUGCUGGUGAGGGGUAGAUGCACGGCGAGUGGGCAAGGCCGCGAGGGCAGAAGAGUGCAACGUAGGCUAUUGGCCUGGGCCAGGUACGCUUCCGGCAUGUGUUGGCCCACGCAAGGGUUCCCUUGGGCCCACGCGCACUGCCAUCUCUCACAUGGCAUCAGGAACGCAGGACGCGCAUUGCUACCUGCGCGUAGUAGCUACCCGCAUGUUUGCCCUACCUGCACGUGUCCAUGAACUCCGUGUGUGCGCGUGAAUGUGCCAGGACGCUUCGGCGCCUUGCAAGAGCACGACAAGACUGACCACGCUUCACUGCCCAUGGAAUGUGGGACAUCUGUGCAACUUCGAACACGUGUUGGAUUGUUGGCUGAGUGCGAGAGACACGCCGCGUGUCAAGCUAGUAGGUAUGGCAUGACAAGCGGAGCCUUGCUCCUGCGUGCCGGUGUACUUGAUGAUACUGUACUAGUAACUUACCCAAACGCCCGGCUGGCCUCGAGUCUCUUUGGCCGGAGCCUACAAUACGGAGGGUGGCAUUGUGUAGGCGACGCUAUGGCACGCUGUGCAGGCCUGGUGGGCGUGUGGCACGAAGGCAUGAAUGAUCCUACGGAUGUGUACAGACCCAACCCUACGGAUGUGUACAGACCCAACUGGCCACGUUUUCAAUUUGACUCAUUAACCCGCCGCCCGU